Tetranychus urticae (two-spotted spider mite) is the source of this 1032-nucleotide messenger RNA. It is a transcript of the gene c12.1, whose product is annotated as spliceosome-associated protein CWC15. The record is from RefSeq and is a predicted model, not a curated record. Gene Ontology annotation, cellular component: catalytic step 2 spliceosome. Gene Ontology annotation, biological process: mRNA cis splicing, via spliceosome. Lineage: Eukaryota; Metazoa; Arthropoda; Arachnida; Trombidiformes; Tetranychidae. Gene Ontology annotation, molecular function: RNA binding.
CAUCCCCUUGUUUGGAUCAGAUGUUUUGUUAAACCUAAAUUUUAAUUGUGAUUUUUUUUAAGUAAUUUGUGAUUAAUUUUUGAUGUGAUAGCAGACAUUGAACUGUAAAUUGGAAUUAUUUAAAGUCCACAAUCUUGUAGAUCCAUUCCUGAUUUUGUUUCAUAAUCAAUUUCAUUUGUUUAUCUCCUGUACAGAGUCACUAACUUAUUAUUUAAUCAUUUUUGCAUCUAUCUGUUAAUAUACCAGCAUUCAAAAUGUCAUCUAGAGUGGAUCCAGCCAGAACGUCUAAAGGGGAGAAAAAUCUUGCCAGUCUAUCCAAACAAUACUCUUCUCGGGACCUUCCUUCACACACCAAAUUGAAAUACAGGCAACCUGGACAAAACACUGCAGAGGAUCUUAAAAAUAAAGACUUCAAGCGAGACUUAGAAGAGAGAGAAAAAUUAGCGCUUCUAGAGAAAGAAGGUCGUAAAUCUCAAGGAUCGUCUUCGGGAGUAUCAGCAUCACGUCAUGGUUUACCAGAGCCUAAGAGACUCAAAAUUAUGGCAGCUCCUCAUGAUCCAGAUGCUGAUGAUAAACUAGAUGAUGACGAUGAUGAUGAUGAUGAUGACGAUGAAAGUGAUGAAGAUGAUACUGAAGAAUUGUUAGCAGAAUUAAAUCGCAUUAAGAAGGAAAGGGCUGCUGAAGAAGCGCGAAAAGAAGCUGAAAAAAGGCAACAGGAAGAAAAAAUUCGUAUGGAAAAUAUUUUAAGAGGAAAUCCAUUAUUGAAUUCCAACAAGACUGAAUUUAAAGUGAAAAGAAGAUGGGACGAUGAUGUAGUGUUUAAAAAUUGUGCACGAAACGAAUCAACUAAUAAGAACAAAGAGUUCAUCAAUGAUACGCUAAGAUCAGAAUUUCAUAAAAAAUUUAUGGAGAAAUACAUCAAAUAGAAAUUGCAUUUCUCUCUCCAUUUUCACCAUUAUAUUCCUUACCAAUUUUCAUUGAACCCAACUCAAAGCCAAUUGUAUGAAUAAAGAUCAAUUUGAUAUAAAAAAA